AUGUUUUCCUUAUUUACUAUCGUCUCAUUUGCCACAAUAAUGUCAUCGCAGGCUCAAGGAGGUGGAAUGAUGUGCAGUUUUUGUGUGACUAUCAUAACAAAUACUCAAGAUGCGUUCGGCCCAUCCAUCGUGAACGCUAGCGAUGUGAAAUUAUUCGAGUAUUUUCGGAAAGAAUGUCCACGAUAUGCAAUUAAAUCGGCUAUGCUUGCUGGUGAAUGUGAAUACCUUGUUAGCAACCAUCCUCUGAUUCUUUUUCGGGAUCUUCGAUCCCAAAAAUCACCGUUGGACACGUGCAUGGAUUUGAGUGUUUGUUAA
Molecule: messenger RNA, 315 nt
Organism: Necator americanus (New World hookworm)
Lineage: Eukaryota; Metazoa; Nematoda; Chromadorea; Rhabditida; Ancylostomatidae
Exons: 2
Coding region: 1-315 (104 amino acids)
Source: RefSeq, a predicted model, not a curated record